Messenger RNA from Macrobrachium nipponense, 1793 nucleotides. Its product is annotated as putative neural-cadherin 2. NCBI's taxonomy places the organism in Eukaryota, Metazoa, Arthropoda, Malacostraca, Decapoda, Palaemonidae. Gene Ontology annotation, cellular component: plasma membrane. Gene Ontology annotation, biological process: homophilic cell-cell adhesion. Gene Ontology annotation, molecular function: calcium ion binding. The record is from RefSeq and is a predicted model, not a curated record.
GAGAGAGAGAGAGAGAGAAGAGUUUUUUCUCUCUCUCAAGUUUGAGGUUGUUUUGAACUUUCUAUAAUAGUUUGAUUAACUCUUUUUUUAGAGUAUAAGAAAGUGUGGUUAUUUUUUUUUAUUCAGGUAGCAAGAACGUCGGGUAUAUUAUGUACUAUAGUUGUAUGGACUAAAUCAACGGAAGGCAACGUUCAUGAAGAAGAAAAAGGUAUUGGAAAUCUGCUAACUGACUUAUAUGUUUAUUACGACAUUCUGGAAAAGAUAAAAAAAAAAAUUAACAUGAAUGUCAAGUGCCACCUGAGAACGUAUUUAAUCAAUGUAGGUGCAUUAAUAUAAGUGAAUUGAAUAAGCAGUUGUUUUAGAACAUUAUUGAUAGCUUGAAUAUCUGUAACAUUCGCACUGAGAAUGACGAUUAGAUUUGCAGUUUGGUAAUAAUGGUGAAAUAUACUCAUUUGUAUAUUUAUGGAACAGCUUCUGUUGCAAGGUGAUUACCAUAAGCCAAUCAGAAUUGAAUGGCAAGAAAUUAUAUUCAGAAUCUAUAUUGGCAACCGAAGUGGGACUUAUUUAUUAAUAGACGAGUGAUUUAAAUUCAAUUGAACCUCGAAACGAAUAAGAAUUUCCAGAAACACUGGACUCAACGCCUUAUCUGCAAGUCCUUUUUUUUUUAUUCGGACUUUCGGAAAACUGGAAAGUUGUGUUUCUCUCGGACUUCGAAAACCUGGAAAAGAGUAUUGCUUCUCUAACACUUCGGAACCCUGGAAGAGAGUAUUGCUUCUCUCGCACUCCAGAAACCUGGAAAAAGAUAUUGUUUCUCCCGGACUUCAAAAACCUGGAAUAGAGUAUUGCAUCUCUCGCCCUUCAAAACUCUGGAAAAGAGUAUUGCAUCUCUAACACUCCAGAAACCUGGAAAAAAGUGUUGUAUCUCUAACACUGCAGAAAACUGGAAGAGAGUAUGUUUCUCUAAGGGUUCAAAAACCUGGAAAAGAUUAUUGUUUCUCUAACACUUCGGAAACCUGGAAAAGAGUAUUGCUUCUCACUGACUUCGAAAACCUGGAAUAGAGCAUUGCAUCUCUCGGGCUUCAAAAACCUGGAAAAGAUUAUUGCUUCUCUAACACUUCGGAAACCUGGAAAAAUAGUAUUGAUUCUCUCGGACUUUCGGGUAAACAGGAAGAAGUAGUGUUUCUCUCAUGGCGAUCAACGUCGUCUUCCCGAUACUGAUCCCGCUGGAAGAGAAUAUUCAUAACGCCACCCGCCUGCUAUCCGGAUCUGGGGCGGGGCCAUUAGAAUUCACCCAGCCACACUACUGUGCCGUCCUCAGGGAGGACGCCCAGCUAGCAGCAGAGGUUCUCAAUGUUACUGCCAUACACAAGCAAGGGGCGUCUGUUAGAUACAGCAUUACAGGAGGCAACAGAGAUGGCCUCUUCACCAUCGACCAACACACUGGACUCAUUACACUCGCUGCCACGCUCGACUACGAGGUCUAUGAUAAGCACGAACUGGUCGUUUCGGGGGAGGCUGGCGGCCAGACUGUGCACACGAUCGUCCAGGUGAGGGUAGCAGAUGUGAAUGACAACCCUCCCACUUUCAUUAAGCAAGACCUGAAGGUCACCGUCACGGAGGAGGAUGACACUCACCUCCCAGCUGUGCUCCUCAAGGUUGAAGCAGAAGACAAAGACGAACUCGAUUUCCAAGGACUUCUGUACACAGUGAGGGGAGAUGGAGUCGAUGGCUACAAACCCAGCGAGGCCUAUUUCACAAUCAACUCCCUUACUGGGGAACUCAUACAACAGAGG